Molecule: messenger RNA, 1063 nt
Organism: Zonotrichia leucophrys gambelii
Lineage: Eukaryota; Metazoa; Chordata; Aves; Passeriformes; Passerellidae
Product: MHC class II regulatory factor RFX1-like
Exons: 7
Biological process (GO): regulation of transcription by RNA polymerase II
Molecular function (GO): DNA-binding transcription factor activity, RNA polymerase II-specific; RNA polymerase II cis-regulatory region sequence-specific DNA binding
Source: RefSeq, a predicted model, not a curated record
GGUUCCCCAUUUCUGGUCCCCCCUAUUUCGGGCUGCCCUAUUUUGGGGUCUCCCCAGUUUUGGGGUGCCCCAAUUUGGGGUGACGCUGUGCCCCGGCAGGCAGGAGGAGGCCGAGCGGCGCCUGCCCCGGCGGCGCCUGGCACAGCUGGCACGGCUGGAGCCCGUCCUGCGCUGGGUGCGCGACUGCGACCACGCCCUCUACCAGGCCCUGGUGGAGAUGCUGGUGCCCGACGUGCUGCGCCCCAUCCCCAGUGCCCUCACCCAGGCCAUCCGGAACUUUGCCAAGAGCCUGGAGAGCUGGCUGGGCAAUGCCAUGGUCAGCAUGCCCGAGGAGCUGGUGCGGGUCAAGGCCGCAGCCGCGGGUGCGUUUGCCCAGACCCUGCGCCGUUACACCUCCCUGAACCACCUGGCGCAGGCGGCGCGGGCGGUGCUGCAGAACUCGGCCCAGAUCAGCCAAAUGCUCAGCGACCUCAACAGGGUGGACUUCGCCAACGUGCAGGAACAGGCCGCCUGGGUGUGCCGCUGCGAGUCCCGGGUUGUCCAGCGCCUCGAGCAGGAUUUCAAGGCCACGCUGGGCCAGCAGCACUCGCUGGAGCAGUGGGCGGCCUGGCUGGACGCCGUGGUGGCCAAAGUGCUGCGGCCGCACGUGGGCACGCCGGGGCUGCCCCGCGCCGCCAAGCUCUUCCUGCUCAAGUGGUCCUUCUACAGCUCGAUGGUGAUCCGGGACCUGACCCUGCGCAGCGCCGCCAGCUUCGGCUCCUUCCACCUCAUCCGGCUGCUCUACGACGAGUACAUGUACUACCUGGUGGAGCAGAGGGUGGCACGGGCACGGGGCACCUGCCCCAUCGCCGUCAUGGGCGAGUUCGCCAACCUGAGCUCCCUGAACUCGCAGGACCCCGACAAAGGCUCGUGCCCGCCCGAGUCGCGACAAUGGGGGGGCCGAGCGGGGCCCCCGGCAGCCGGGGCCCUGGCAGCCCGCCCCCCGCCCAAAACCCCCCGGGGCGCCGCCCCCGCCCCGCCCCCACCCGGGGGGCUCUUUGUGCAGGCGCUGCCCUCCAGCUGA